AUGGCGACAGUGGCCCCCGCCGACAUCUCACAGACCCAUCCCUACACCUGCAAUUCGUGUGCGGUCGCCUUCCGCAGCAGUGAUGUCCAACGGACUCAUAUGCGGAGUGACUGGCACAGAUACAACCUGAAGCGCAGGCUGGCUGAGUUACCCGCAGUCUCGUCUGAAGAUUACAACGAGAAAGUUUUGGCUGCUCAGGCUACCAACAACGCAGCCGCCGCCCAAGCAGCCUAUGCAAAAGUGUGCGCCACCUGUCAAAAGACAUACUACAGUGAAAAUGCAUACCAGAACCACCUGUCAAGCAAAGCACACAGGACAAGAGAGAGUAGAGGCUCAACACGAGACGCAAGUUCUAUAACUGGGUCUGACGGCCGGCGGUCAUUCUCCGCGCUGGAGUCCAUACCAGACUCUGAACCUCGAGAUCCUACAGCAGAGGCAGAGUUCGAGCAGGUUGUUGCAGGGAUAAAAGAGACCUCCAUCCAAGACAUGCCUGAAAUCCCACGGAGACCCUCGAACCCUCAACCAGGGACGGAACCGCGGGGGGACCAUCCCAUGUCACCAGAAAAGGCCGAAGUUCCGUCUAUGCCCAUCUCAAGGUGUCUGUUCUGUAACUAUGACUCUCCCAAUCUGAAACUCAGCGUCAUGCACAUGACCAAGAUCCACGGGCUCUUCAUCCCCGAACAGAACUUUCUCGUCGACCUGGAAGGUCUGAUCCGGUAUAUGCAAGCGAAGGUUCACCAAAAUUUCGAGUGCCUAUACUGCCACAAACUGAGAGGGAAUGCAGAAGGUGUGCAGACACACAUGAGAGACAAGGCUCAUUGCAAGAUUGCCUUUGAGACGGAUGAAGAACUGGUCGAGGUGGGCCAGUUCUAUGACUUUUCCAGCACCUAUUCAGACGACGGCGAAGAGGAUUUUGGUGGAGCAAUGGAAGGAGUCAAGGCAGGACAGAACGGUGGCGUCAAAUUGGAGGGUUCAGGAGAAGACGGUGUAGACGACGGCUGGGAAACUGAUUCGUCCUUUUCCUCGCUCGAUACCAACGAACUUGCAUCUGUCCCAAAUGAUGAUCGAACACUGUCCUAUCAACGACUUCCCUUGCACAGACAUCACUCCAACACUGACCCGAGACCACACCGGAACGCAGACGGCUGGCACUCGCACGCACACAACCAUACUAAUGCAGUGUUCUAUGACGAACAUGAAAUGCAUCUGCCCAGUGGCAGAGUGGCAGGCCACCGAAGCUUGAGGAAAUAUUACCGCCAAAAUCUGCACAACUAUCCUACGGCCGCGGAGCGAAUGGAGCGUGCUCAGAGAUUGAUAGAAGAAGGAAGCUCAGAAGACGCAGACAUGGACGAGGUCGAUCUUCCAGCCACGCCUCCGCGAAACAGUCUCAUGAGACGGGGAGAGGCUGGUAUGCUUGGUGCUACGAACCAGCAGAGACGAGACGUCCGCUCUGAAGAGAUCAGAGCCAGACAGAGAGAGAGGCGGGCGCAGAAUCGGUAUCAGGCCAAGCUGGAGAAGCAGGCCAACAGUCAAAAGCACUACAGGGAUCCACUAUUGCAAUGA
Fonsecaea nubica is the source of this 1563-nucleotide messenger RNA. RefSeq lists its product as hypothetical. The record is from RefSeq and is a predicted model, not a curated record. Gene Ontology annotation, biological process: ribosomal large subunit biogenesis. The coding region runs from base 1 to 1563 and encodes 520 amino acids. Gene Ontology annotation, molecular function: zinc ion binding; nucleic acid binding. The transcript has 2 exons. Gene Ontology annotation, cellular component: preribosome, large subunit precursor. NCBI's taxonomy places the organism in Eukaryota, Fungi, Ascomycota, Eurotiomycetes, Chaetothyriales, Herpotrichiellaceae.